Messenger RNA from Rhizopus microsporus ATCC 52813, 1059 nucleotides. RefSeq lists its product as uncharacterized. The coding region runs from base 1 to 1059 and encodes 352 amino acids. The transcript is spliced from 6 exons. NCBI's taxonomy places the organism in Eukaryota, Fungi, Mucoromycota, Mucoromycetes, Mucorales, Rhizopodaceae. The record is from RefSeq and is a predicted model, not a curated record. Gene Ontology annotation, biological process: nuclear-transcribed mRNA catabolic process, nonsense-mediated decay.
AUGACAGAUAAUGGACAGGCAAAGAAAAGAGGUCGAAAGCAAGCAGCAUUCACACGAGCCCCGCCUAUUAUUCUUGACAGACGCGAAAGAAUAGAAAAUAAGUCUACUCCAACAGAGGACAAGAAAGAAGAAGUAAGAGAUACAGUCAUUCCAUUUAUGAGACGACCUGCAAAAUUCAACACGGAUGCCAUUUUAAAAAAUUUGACAGAUUACCCUGGACAUUUUGUUAUAGGCAUUAUUGGGAAACAAGGUGUAGGAAAAUCAACCAUCCUGUCUCAAUUUGCUCAAUUAGAUCAAGUAUUCUCAACACAACCUUGCGAACAGUUUCUGAUAUCGGGACACAAAACAGAAGGUAUUGACAUGUAUGUGACUCCAGAAAGAGCCAUAUUGCUAGACACAGAGCCAGUCCUCAGUUGGUCGGUGUUGGAAAAAGUGAUAAGAACGGAAAACUUGGAUGGAUUAAAUCCAGAUGUUUGGUUGGAGAUGGAUAGCAUAUAUACAGUUCUUUUUCUUCUAUCCGUUUGCCACGUUGUUCUUGUCGUGAAUGAUAAACCAGAGAUCGACUUGGAUAUUUUACAGCUAAUACAAAGAGCAGAGGCACUCAAGUUUAAUAUACCUGAUUACCCACUAUUGACAGGUCAACAGGAUAUGAGCUACUACCCUGAUAUAGUAUUUGUUUGUAAUAAAUGUAAGAGUCAGGAUUUUACUCUUGAAAAAUACAUGAACCUUCAAACAGCACUUGGCACUAUCUUUAAACAAUCUCAACUCAAAACACAGGGCCUGGUUCAGUUAGGCAGCAUCUUACCUUCAUUCAUCACUACUGGCACCAUCAAUAUCUUUUUCCUCCCAGACCAGCAAGAUAACACCAUCGAAUCCUUUGAUAUCCUUGCCUGCGAACUUCGUGAUCAAGUUACUGCUACACCAAGAAAGUCAGGUAAAAAGGGACAGGUCUCUGAAAAGGAUUGGUUUAAAAAUGCCUACAAGAUUUAUGAAUUAAUACACAAAUCAGACUAUAUCAAUGAGUAUUUACAAGUCGUACGUAAACUACGAGAUUCCUAG